AUGUUGAACGGCGAAGAUCCGCCCGAGCGGCCCGACUACAUUGUCAACAUCAUCAAUGGCCUUGAGAGGUACAACCCCGAGGCCGUUGUCACCCUUGAGGCCUACCUCCAGGAGCAGUGCGAGCAGAAGUACUGCGACUGCAACGCGAACCGGACACUCCUGAAGCUGUACCAGCUGAACCCCGACCGCAUGAAGGAUGAGGUUGCUACCAACAUCCUCGUUAAGGCCAUGACCCAGUUCCCCUCGCCCCAGUUCAGCCUGGCUCUUCACCUGAUCAACGCCUCUGCCGCUGCCCAGGGUGAGCUCCACGAGGCUAUCACCAAGCUGCGUACCCUUAACGGCCAGCUCGAGGGUGCCCAGUACGCUCGCUUCUGGAACACCAUCGACGGCGAUGACCUCUGCGCCGACCUCAUUGCCGACAUCUCCGGCUUCGAGGACCUUAUCCGCAACAACAUCGUUGGUCAGAUCUCUCAGGCCUUCCGCGAGAUUUCUGUGUCCCAACUGGAGUCCUGGCUCGGCCUGAGCGCCGAGGCCACCGCUAAGUUCGUCUCCGAGGUUGCUGGCUGGACUGUCGGCGACAACGGCGUCGUCACUAUCCCCCGCAACGCCGAGAACGAGGCCAAGAAGGCCGAGAUCAGAGAGGAUGUCAACAUCGACAUGUUCUCAAGGGUUCUGCGGAGAUCAUGGGAGGAGACUGCCUAA
This is a messenger RNA of Colletotrichum truncatum, 702 nucleotides long. RefSeq names its product eukaryotic translation initiation factor 3 subunit. Gene Ontology annotation, molecular function: ribosome binding; translation initiation factor activity. Gene Ontology annotation, cellular component: cytoplasm; eukaryotic translation initiation factor 3 complex. The record is from RefSeq and is a predicted model, not a curated record. Lineage: Eukaryota; Fungi; Ascomycota; Sordariomycetes; Glomerellales; Glomerellaceae. Gene Ontology annotation, biological process: regulation of translational initiation.